This is a messenger RNA of Protopolystoma xenopodis, 213 nucleotides long. NCBI's taxonomy places the organism in Eukaryota, Metazoa, Platyhelminthes, Monogenea, Polystomatidea, Polystomatidae. The record is from the annotation of a GenBank genome assembly.
UUAAACACUUUCUAUGCACACCUUCAGUCUAGGAGAUGUGGAUACUAUGGAUCAGGCCAAUUUGUACAUCAACGAUUUGAGCCUGCACGACUCGAGCAGAGAUAUGAUGUUGGUACGCGAGCAGAAUUCCGCGGAGCUGCAUCUGGCACUAGAACAGGUGAGAGUAUGAGUGGCGGAGUCGGUGUUUUGUUGAAAGCAUUUCUUGAAUUCUGA